CACCUUCAAAUUCUUGAUGGCAAGUUAGCCUCCUCUCUCUCUCUCUCGUCCAUCGCCGAAUCCAAAUCCCUAUCGCCCUCCGAUCGAUCUCCGAUUCCUCGUGUCCCCUCCCCGAUCGCCCUCGGCCACCGCCUCCGAUGGGAAGCAACGUUAGAGACAAAACGAUUCGUAGCGGCCGGAAGCCGCGACGCGCCGCCAAGCACCCUCCGGAGUCUGCCGCCAGGGCGAUCUCUCCAUCCGACCCUGUCCUCGACGCCCCUUCUUUCCCUCCCGAUUCCGCCUCUUCUCCCUCCGAUCCUGGCUUCGGUAUCCCUAACCAUAGCUCAAUCCCUGGCUAUGGCGAUGCGGGUUGGGGUUACUGCACGGAGGAGCAGCUGGAGGAGCUCCUCUUGACAAAUAUCGAUUUUUUGUACAAAGAGGCGCUCGCGCGGCUUGUCUCUCUCGGAUACGACGAGGACGCUGCGCUCCGAGCGAUCCUCUGCAACGGCCACUGUUAUGGGUCCAUGGACGUUCAAUCCAAUAUCCUCCACAACGCCAUCGCUCAUCUCAACUCGCCUCCGGCGUCCGCUGCUGCUGCAGCGCCUCUACAGGAUACCUCCACCACCCUCCCUGCCACUGCGAACGGGUUCACUGACCUCCGCCAUCUCCAGGAAUACUCUCUUGCCGGGAUGGUCUGUCUCCUCAGGCAGGUGCGCCCUUCUCUAACCCGCGGCGACGCCAUGUGGUGCCUUUUGAUGAGCGAUCUGCAUGUCGGUCGCGCCAGCACUAUUGAGAUCCCGACACUGCCACCGUCGACUACUACCUAUCCCUCUCCUACUCUGGCCCCACCCGCUGCUUGUCUCGCAGCCUCCAUCACCGGUGCUGAUGAGUUGACUCCUUAUAAUAUUUAUAAAACCUUUCCUGCAGAUGAUACCACGACACCUUCUGUUUGUCUUGACAACGUUGCUGCGGAUCCCAGGCGCUAUGAUUUUCCUCCUUCUAUGAAGUAUGCUAUGAGGAAGAAUGCUUCCGCUUUCCCUCCUGGUUCUGGAUUUCGCCCCUUUGUACGGCCACCAGGACGCCAAGGGGUCUCUGAUCCAUUCUCAGAGCAGUCACAUCCAAAGGGAGACAAUGCUGCUGCUCCUUCUGAUAUAAUGGGCAACGAUUCUCUCAAUGUUGGCAUUGUUGAUUUUGUCCUGAAUGCCUUGGACGGCAUGAGGCUAGAAGACAAUGGCACCGAGGACCCUAAGAAAGACAUGAUCAUGGAUGCCAUUCGCCAAAUUCGGGAGCUUGAGGUGCAGGUGAAGGACCGGACAGAGUGGGCUCAACAGAAGGCAUUGCAGGCCGCUCGCAAGAUGAACAAUGACCUUACUGAGCUGAGAAAUUUGAAGAUGGAAAAGGAGGAUAACCUGCGGUUGAAGAAGGGAAAGCAGGCAUUGGAGGAUACCACUAUGAAGCGAUUGACUGAAAUGGAGAACGGACUAAAGAAGGUGAGUGGGCAGGUAGACCGAACAAAUUCUGUGGUUCGGCGGCUGGAGACAGACAAUGCUGAAAUAAGAGCUGAGAUUGAAGCUUCCAACUUGAGUGCAUCAGAAUCUGCAAAGACUUGUGCAGAAGCGGCAAGGAGGGAAAAGAAAUGUAUUAAAAAGAUGAUGGCUUGGGAGAAGCAAAGAGAGAAGAUGCAAGAGGACAUUGCAGAAGAGAAGAAGAAGAUCAAGCAGAUGCAACAUCAAUGGGAGCAGGUCAAGGAUGCAACAAAGGGAUAUGAGGUGAAGUGGAAACAAGAGAUAAAGGCCAAAGAAGAAACAAUCACAUUGGUUGACGAUGAACGUAAAGCUAAAGAAGCAUCUAGGGUCAAUGCCAGCCGAAGACAAGAGGCACUGCGGCGAAAGAUUGAAAUAGAUUUUCAGCGCCACAAGGACGAUAUUCAGAGGCUCACAGAGGAACUUGCUCGUCUCCAGACUGCUGGAUUGAAUCUGCUCAUUUCUCCAUCGGCCAAUGCCAUAAAAACAACAGUUACAGAUGCCAAAUCUGUUAAAGAGCCCAAUGCCAAGCCACCCACUGGAUUUGGUAAACCACAAGACUCUCCCAAGAAACUAAAUCGCAACAGGGUGUGUGUCAUCUGUAAGAAGGAGAAGAACUCAGUCGUCCUUUUGCCUUGUUCCCAUCAGGUUCUUUGUGCAAAUUGCAACGAGAUGCACGAGAAGUUGAAUGGUUGUUGUCCUGGUUGCGAUGCCAGUAUCGAGGAGAGGGUACUGAUUUAUGGUGCAAGCUCCUAGAUCUAAUCUUGUGCUUCUAAUCAACAUCAAUGGCUUUAUGCAUAUAUAGACCCUUGGUUAUUUGGGUUUUCAAAUGGCCUUUUGUGCCUUGCUACAUGCUGAAUAAGAUCCCCAAACCUUGAUAAAUGAACAGGUAAAUAAAGAAAAAUGUACUGCAAUAUGAGGCAGUUUUGGUGGCUUAAUAGAUGUGCUAUUUGGAGUGUUCUAUACUAUUUGAGAGAAGAAAAUGAAAUUUGUGCAUUCUUAUAAUGCAUUUUCAAUGAUA
Molecule: messenger RNA, 2523 nt
Organism: Zingiber officinale
Lineage: Eukaryota; Viridiplantae; Streptophyta; Magnoliopsida; Zingiberales; Zingiberaceae
Product: MND1-interacting protein 1-like
Exons: 2
Coding region: 138-2258 (706 amino acids)
Source: RefSeq, a predicted model, not a curated record